AUUACCCCUGGCAGGCACAAACCUACGGACAGAACCAAAGCAUAUUGUAUUUCUGUCCAACUUACUCCAAUUGUUCAAGUUCUGCCAAAUAUGCAAGCAUGAUAACCCUGAGAUAGAAGUGAAAGAAUGUGGAACAAGUGUUUCAAUAAAGUCAAAAUGCCCUUCGUGUAUGCAGGAGAUGGAUUGGCAUAGUCAGCCAUAUAUGCCUGGUUCAAAUUCACAGAUAAGAGCUGGUAAUUUCCUUCUUAGCUUCUCAAUACUGGUUAGUGGAGGAUCACCUGGAAGGACUGUGAAGCUUUGCAAACAUAUUGGACUUGGCUGCAUCAGUUUGAAAACAUACUACAUAUAUCAGAGGGUGAGUAAAAGAAUAUACAAUAUAAGUUGCUUUUACAUUACCAUCUUGCCCCCAACAUUUCAAUACUAAUCUAUGGAUGUGCUGGUUAUUACAUAGUUACUGUAUUAGUAGGAGCUGAUACAAUUGUAAAGUGUAAAUUAAAACAGAUUGGUUAAAAUAACACAUAAAUUGGUUAUUUCAGUCUUGAAUGGAGGGUAUUAUUAAAACAUCACUAAAAUACUUUUUCUGUUGUAGGAAAAAUUAUUUCCAACAAUUCACAUAUAUUGGGAGAAAUACCAAAAGAAUGCAUUGGAAAAAGUUAAAAAAGAGAGCAGUGAUGAGAUAGUUGUUGCAGGAGAUGGUAGGCAUGAUAGUAUGGGCCACAGUGCCAAGUUUUGUGCUUAUACCAUCUUCUGUUGCAAUGUACCUAUGAUAAUUCACUUUGGCAUUGUGCAGGUAUACAGUAUGACAUGCUCUGCAUUUUAAAUAACACAGAGUAAUUUUUAUUCGCAAUAUAAUGGAUUACAUUAAAUUUUGAAUUUAGAGAAAUGAAGCUGGAAGUAGUCCUGCCAUGGAAUUUAUGGUAUUCAAGAAGUAUAUGGAUGGUCUAAUUGGUUGGGACCUUCUGAUUCAAACAUUCAUCUCCGAUAGGCACAAGUCGAUCUCCAGUCAUAUGAGGAAAGUGUUGAAGCACAUAACUCAUUGGCAUUUGAAGAAAAGUAAGUUUGUUGAAUUAAUUUUUUAAUAUUGCAUGUACUGUUGUAGGACCAAUAUCUGGUUACCUUGCUUGUUUCCAGUGGGUUCUCAACCUCGUACCUGUGGUCUUUCCUCUUGUGGAGAAAAGAUCCUGGUAGAUGCUGGUCACAUGAUUUGCUAAAAUUUAGCAGAUUUCUAAUUAACUACCUUGGAUUCCUUUACGACAAUCAUCAAAAAGCAAUUUAUAAUUUAACUUUUCUCCCCUCGCCAAAAGGGAAGACCUGGUUACAAGGUUGUGGGUUUCUUGGCAGUCAGUUAUAAUUUGAUGAUGUAAAGACACAAGUUAUUUUAUUAUUUUUCAUAGAAAUUCGUAAGGUGCUGUCCAAGAUAGCUAAAGAGAAAGGUUUAAGAUUUGGCUGACUGGAUCAAGCCAUGUCUUAACCACCUUCAUUGGAGUGCCACAUCGACAUAUGAUGGUAAUGGCUUGGUUAUCUGGGCCAAGUUUAAAGCAUUUAUGAGCCAUGUUGUGAAUGAGCACUCUGAUUUAGAAGAUCCUCUCUUUAACAAAUGUGCUCAUGGUGAUAUUGGCCCUAGGAAAUGGUUAACAAAAGGUAUGUUGAACAAAAUGAUCACCUAUAAAAUAUAAAGAGAGAGUAUUUUUGAUGCAUACAGAAGUUUAUAACUAAAUUUUUAAUAGAGUAGUCCAGUCAAUCUGUGACCAGAGGUCAAAGAAAUUGCAAUAGAAUUUUUUUCAGUGGUAAAAUGUGAGGGAAGGUGUCCUGAUUAACAUACUAAAAAUCAAAAAAAGUCCCUUCGGUGGAACAUGGUGAAAAUCAAGUUUUUCCUAUAUACUUAGACCUGUAGAAAACCAUUGUGGACAGAAUGUUCAAAUUUUGAAAUCAUUUUUAGGCAAAUGUAACCUACAUUAUUGGAAAGCUUAAACAAAACUAUAUUAAGGUCAAUUAAACCGUUAUAUUCAAUUUACUGGUCAGUUUGUCGUUAUUCUAGCUCAAAGUUGGAAAAAUAGCGCAAAAUUUGCAAAAAAUACAAAUUUAUGGCAUUUUAAAUCUUGUAUAACUUCGGCUGGAUAGGCAAAAGCAAGGUAACAACCGUUUAAUGAUCUAUAUUUUAGUUUUUUCUAAGCUUUCCAAUGAUGCAUGUUAUAUUUGGAAAAACAAAAUUCAAAAUUUCAACAUUUUGUCUGCAAUGCAAUGGUUUUCUAUAGGUAGAAGUAAGAAAAACUUGAUUUUCACCAUGUGUUAAUAUGUUAAUCAGAACAACUUUUCUCACACUUUACCAGUGAAAAAAAAUCUAUUUCAAUUACUUUGAUCAGGACCAUGUACUUAUAGUGAUUUGACUGGACUAACUUUUAGAAUAAUUGUAUUUGUUACAGUGUGACAGACUUGUGAGUUGUGGUACAGCAGAUAUUUUAUAUUUAUAAGCCCAAAAUAAAAGCAAAAUAUGUAGAGUAUGUAACUUAAACUGUUGAUAGCUGUGUUACACUGUUACACUUACAAAAUUUUCCUGGUACAGUAUACAUAUCUUGAAUUAAAAACUGAAGCAUAUAAUAUUUUACAAUUUUAAAAUGUUAUAACAUUCACCACAUAUAGGAACCCCGUUACAUGAUCGGCUUUGUGCAGAGCUGACGAAGAAAUCCCUGGUUGCUGGUAUAAAGAAAGCUUCACCAUUAGCUCAAACCAGCUGUUUGGAAGGCUUUCAUUCUGUUCUAAACCACUUUGCCCCAAAGAUGCUGGCAUAUUCCUACACUGCAAUGUAUUGCCGGUAUGUACAUAUACUUUGUAAACCAAUGUUGAUUUAUCUACAGUAUUCCACUGUCUGUGGUAUUGCAAGUGCAAUACAACACACUAUUAAAUUAAUUAUUGUACCCGGAAAGUAAAAUUGCACUUCAAAGUUUCAAAGUAAUUUCCAGAUGAAGGGUCAUUUUGUUCUUAUUUUUCAGGUUACUGUAUUUUUAUCACACUUUUAUUACCACAUAUUACUUUAUGUUGUUUUGCAUCAUAAAAAUGGCAUUAGAAUAUAUUCUAUGAGACAUACAGGAUACUCUACUAUAAUCACAGCAAGAUGAAAUUAAUUUAUUGUGAAUAUUUCAAUUUGAUAGGCAUAUCUUAGCAGCUGUUCAUUUCAACUGUAACCUCCAAAGAGAUGUUCAGUUGCACAAGACGACCAACCAGAAAAGGAUUACAGCAUCAUAUCCCAAGUUCAAGAAUGGUGAGGCAGUUGUUCGGGAUGUCAGAGUGAAGCCAAAUUUUGGUAAGAUAAUUUUGGUAUCUGUGAAUUCCCAGAAUAUUCUCCAUCUAUGUCUCUUGCUAUGUUUUAGUGAAGUCGAUAUGCUCCCUGCCUAUGGCCUAUACCCUCCUCAGACCAUAGAGAUUAUAAAUAACACUAGAGGAGACAUCGCAAUCUUGACAUCAGGCAAAAAAAGUAAUGCUGCUAUGAGGGGGAGGGGGGGGGAGCAAUGAGAGCACAAUUUUAUAUCUGGGACUUGAAUUUUCCCCCAAUUAGCCGCGUUCCCAUUUUUUAACCUUGAUGUGUCGUCUAGUGUUAUUUAUAAUCUCUAUGCCUCAGACAUCCACCAUACAAUACACACCCACCAUAUUUGACCGAAAUAAUUAUAGUGAAAUAUUGAUCAAUGUAUACCAUGAACCCACGUAUAUAUCCAUGUUUGAUUUGUACAGAAUACAUCGAAGAAAUAUUUCAAACUUUUCUUAAUGCUACCAAAGAUGAUCUCAAAAAGGCAGCCAAGCAACUGAAAGAUAAUGUCCCACCUGCUAUGAAUAUGAUGCUUAACAAGCAAUCGAAAGCAGAGGCAGUUAAGAAAAGAGAUGAGAGGAAAAAAAUUGUUGUGAAGAAUGUCCCUCCAACCACACCAGGUAUUUAAUUAAACAUUAAUUAAAACAUAUUGUUAUUAUUCAAUUAUUUUGUACCAUGUCUUAAUUGCAAAGUGCUUACAUGUAGAUAACCAGUGGCGGAAACUGGGGCGGGGGCAGGGGGCGAUCUCGCCCGCCCGCUCCGAUUACUUUAGCUACCUUUCAUUCCGAAAAAUGUAACAUGCGGGCUACACACUAUACCUGGCAAAUAAGGGGCUCCCAUAGCCAGAUGACGUAAAAAAUCAUGUGUUUUGAAAUUGUAUUUCCAGUUGGGAUUAGCUCACAGUCGAACCAGAAAUGGAAAUACUAUGACAGAUACAAAUUUGAAGAUUUUGGCUCGAAAAUGACACUCUAAAUAGUGUCUUUGAUAGCGAUCCGAACAAGAGCAUUUCCCCAUACCCCCUAGAAAUCUUGUGCCAAAGGCACUCAUCCCCCCUAUAUUUCGCAAAGUUUCCGCCACUGUAGAUAACCCAGUAUGCUUGCUGUUAAUAUAAAUCUUUUUGUUACUGUAGUUUCACUAGUUGUUGCACAGAGCCAAAAGAAGUGUAAAGCACCACCAAAAUGCAGGGCAUGUAAACAACCCAUGAAAGGACACAAGUUUGUCACAGACUGUCCAAGGAAUGCAAGGAGCACACCAUAG
This is a messenger RNA of Paramuricea clavata, 4558 nucleotides long. The record is from the annotation of a GenBank genome assembly. NCBI's taxonomy places the organism in Eukaryota, Metazoa, Cnidaria, Anthozoa, Malacalcyonacea, Plexauridae.